Wasmannia auropunctata (little fire ant) is the source of this 1170-nucleotide messenger RNA. Its product is annotated as THAP domain-containing protein 4-like. The transcript is spliced from 2 exons. NCBI's taxonomy places the organism in Eukaryota, Metazoa, Arthropoda, Insecta, Hymenoptera, Formicidae. The coding region runs from base 103 to 1047 and encodes 314 amino acids. Gene Ontology annotation, molecular function: sequence-specific DNA binding. The record is from RefSeq and is a predicted model, not a curated record.
GCUACAGCUGCUGCCGGGAGGGUAGUUCGGCGUCACUUGUGGGGGGGAGGGGGGGAGGGGAAAAUUAUCGUUUCGCGAAUUGAAUAAUUUCGCAGCGGGAUUAUGGCCGGCUGUUGCGUCCCCGGCUGCACCAACUCGACCACCAAGGGAUACUCGAUGAGGAGCUUCCCCGUAAAUCGCGAGCGGAGAGAACAGUGGAUCGCCAGUAUUGGCGUGGGGAAGUGGGAGCCCACCGUGAACAAUCGCGUGUGCGAGGCGCAUUUCACCGGGGACAUGUGGGAGAAGGACCGUUGCGACGGCAAGCGCAAACUGAAGAGUACCGCCGUACCCACGAUUUUCCCGUCCAAUUCUGCGCCGUGCGGCUCUCCCGCUGCGUCGAAAAGCUGCAGCAAUAAGAACACCAACGUCGUGAACAUGAUCAUCGCGAGUCUGACGGACGAGGGGAAAGUUGAAAUAGAUUAUCAGUAUCAAUUACAUUCCGGCGAUAUUAAGCUAGCAGAGAAUGGAAAAUCGGAGAGGCAUCCCGCAGGCACGUUUACAUCUGCGAACGUGAGAGAGAAGACGUCUUCCAGUCAGGCCUCCGUCCCCGCGCGAGGAGCAGUACGGCCGCAGGAAGAGGAGACGGACUGGAAGGGGCGAUGCGAGCAAUUGACGCAGCUGUUGUUGAAGCGCGAGAGUGAGUGCUUGAAGCUUCGAGACAAUUUGAGAAAGCGCGAGGAGUUGUUCAACAAGAUAAUACGGAAGAGUUACAAAUGCGGGAACAAUCUGAAGAAACGCAUGCGAAAGCUGAGGGAGCAAAAUCAGAUUUACGACAAGUUGAAGACUCGAUUGGGAGAGAUCUUCAACGAGGAUCAAAUUAAGGCUCUGGCCAAUCAGGGAUUGAGCUGCCGCGAGUGGUCCGACGAGACGAUUAAGCGUGCCAUUCGGUUGAGGCUUGCGUGCGGCAGCGUCGGUUAUCAGCAGAUUCUAGAUCAAAAUAUUCCCUUGCCCUCCGAACGGACGCUCCGAAGAAAAAUGAGCAAUGUUGAAGCCGACGAAAACGUGUAAACCGGAAUUUCGAGGCACUCGAGCAUCUGGACAUAUCGGCAUAUAGUAUUUUUAUCUCCGUUAUAUUGUAAUAAGUACCUUAUUGUGAUACAUAAUAUUAUUUUAAAGACACGGCAUUGAUUG